This is a messenger RNA of Tyto alba (common barn owl), 2783 nucleotides long. It is a transcript of the gene SRF, whose product is annotated as serum response factor. Lineage: Eukaryota; Metazoa; Chordata; Aves; Strigiformes; Tytonidae. The transcript is spliced from 7 exons. Bases 91 to 1566 code for a protein of 491 amino acids. The record is from RefSeq and is a predicted model, not a curated record. Gene Ontology annotation, biological process: positive regulation of transcription by RNA polymerase II. Gene Ontology annotation, molecular function: serum response element binding; DNA-binding transcription factor activity, RNA polymerase II-specific; protein dimerization activity.
GCGGCGGGGGCGGCGGCGGCGGAGCGGGGCCGUGAGCGCGGAGCGGGGCGGUGGGGCCAUGGCGGGGCCGGCCUGACCCGACCCGCCGCGAUGUUACCGAGCCAGGCCGGCGCCGGGAACGGCGCUGCCGCCGCGCUGGCCCGCGACUCGGGGCUGGGGCGGCCGCCGGUACCGCGUGGGGCGAACGGCGGCGGCGGCGGCGGCGGCGGGGCGGCGGCGGGGCCGCCCGGGGGCCGCUUGGAACGGGAGGCGUUGUACAGCGGCAGCGAGGGCGACUCGGAGUCGGCCGAGGAGGAGGAGCUGGGCGGCGAGCGGCGCGGCGUGAAGCGUGGCCUGGCCGAGGCGGCGGGGGCGGCGGGGCCGGCGGCGGGAGCGGCGGCCGGCGCUUACGGCGGAGGCGGCGGCGGCGGCGGCGGGGACGGCGGGGCGGUGAGCGGCGCCAAGCCCGGGAAGAAGACGCGGGGCCGGGUGAAGAUCAAGAUGGAGUUCAUCGACAACAAGCUGCGGCGCUACACCACCUUCAGCAAGAGGAAGACCGGCAUCAUGAAGAAGGCCUACGAGCUCUCCACGCUGACCGGCACCCAAGUUCUGCUGCUGGUGGCCAGCGAGACGGGCCACGUGUACACGUUCGCCACGCGGAAGCUGCAGCCCAUGAUCACCAGCGAGACGGGGAAGGCGCUGAUCCAAACGUGCCUCAACUCCCCCGACUCGCCCCCGCGCUCGGACCCCACCACUGACCAGCGCAUGAGCGCCACGGGCUUCGAGGAAACCGAUCUCACCUACCAGGUCUCCGAGUCGGACAGCAGCGGGGAAACCAAGGAUGCACUGAAACCAGCGUUCACCAUCACCAACCUGCCGGGGACAACGUCCACCAUCCAGACAGCCCCCACCACCUCGACCUCCAUGCAGGUCAGCAGCGGCCCGUCAUUCCCCAUCACUAAUUACCUGGCGCCAGUGUCUGCCAGCAUCAGCCCCAAUGCCGUCACCAGUGCCAACGGGACAGUGCUGAAGACUACUGGAGCCAGUGCAGUGACAUCGGGGGGCCUCAUGCCGAUACCCACCGGCUUCACCCUCAUGUCAGGUGGUACCAUGGCUCAGCAGGUCCCAGUCCAGGCGAUCCAGGUGCACCAGGCACCGCAGCAAACGUCUCCCUCUAGUGACAGCAGCACUGACCUUACCCAGACCUCUUCCAGUGGAACAGUGACCCUCCCGGCAACCAUCAUGACGUCGUCCGUGCCAACCACGGUGGGUGGCCACAUGAUGUACCCCAGCCCACACGCGGUGAUGUACGCGCCCACAUCUGGCCUCGCGGACGGUGGACUUGCGGUCCUCAACGCUUUCUCACAGGCACCCUCAGCGAUGCAGGUGUCCCAUGGCCAGGUCCAGGAUCAGGGUGGUGUCCCCCAAGUGUUCCUGACAGCCCCAUCAGGCACCGUUCAGAUCCCAGUCUCAGCUGUCCAGCUUCACCAGAUGGCUGUCAUCGGGCAGCAGAGCAGCAGUGGCAGCAGCCUCACGGAGCUGCAGGUGGUCAACUUGGACACCUCGCACAGCGCCAAGAGUGACUGAGAGGCCUCUGCUGCCAGCCUUGUGCUGUCCCUGGCUUGCGGGCAGGGCUGGUGGCAAUCCCUUCUCGUACAGACUGCACCAGUUAUUUAUUGUUGCCUUUUCACGUUUCCUUCAUCCACACACACACACACACAUGCACCCAUCCACACAAACACACACACACACACACACGAGGCAUGCGCGUGGGGCUGCAGGACUCACCUGGGGCGGAGCUGUGCUGGGGCCACGCAGGGCUUGGGGACGUUCGGACGCUGCGAUAGCUGUGCUUGUCUCACGCCAGCCAAAGAAACUUGUCUCUCGAGGGGAGGAUUGCUCUGCGCUGUAAAUAAAUACCGUGGGCCGUUCCCAGCUGGAGGCUCUGGGCGCUCCGAGUCAACCUUGCCCAUGAGUGUUUGCUCUGCGUGGGGCUCAGCUCGGACCGGGAGCGGGCCGAGGCUGUGCUGCUUGGCCUCAGCAAUGUGCCUUUGUGGUGGCGACGGGUCCCUGGCUGCAGCGACUCGCCCCAGGCUUCUGGAGAGGGGAAAGCGGCCGGGUCUCCGGUUGGGCCUGCGUGCCCUCCUUUUGGGGGGCAGAGCCUGGGGCACGUGGCCCCCCCCUUUCUCCCCCUGCGCGCGGCGGCGAGCCCUCGGUGCCUCCUCGCCGGGCUGCCCCCGGCAGAUUUGCAGCCCUGACUCGGCUCUGCCGUGGCAGCUGAGGUGGUCGCUGGAUGCCCUGGAAAGCUCCUCGACACGGGGCUCUGCGGCCAGCCCAGCCCCACGCUCUCCGCCCUUCGCGCCGCUUGCCAGCUCCAUACACCCAGGGGAACGUGGCUGGGUCUUUCCCACAUCCCCCCCCCCCCCCCUUCCUUGCAGCUCCAGCCGGUGCUUUUUAGAUUUGGCAGACACAAGGUGGAGAGAAACAACUCAAGUGUCAAAAGGAAAAGCCCGUGGGGCGCUGGGCAGGUGGCAGGGUCUUCCUUUUCCUCUGAACCCCCCUGCCCCGGGUGACCUGCAGGCCACCCUGGGCUGUGGAGGAGCAGGUCGGAAGCCUGCGCGGGCUCGGCAAGGCUGGGGGAGAAGGGCUGGAGCAUGCUUGGUCCUGCAUGGGAGUUGCUGUGAAUGGCUCUACUACCUAGCCCUGUCCCUGGAGAGGGAGAGAGAGCAAGUGAGAGAAGCUGCUGAAUCCUUGGGGGAAGAAGCGGCUACUGUAACUUUUUUUUUUUUUUUUUUUUUUUUUUU